Messenger RNA from Salvia splendens (bonfire salvia), 603 nucleotides. Its product is annotated as protein C2-DOMAIN ABA-RELATED 4. The transcript is spliced from 2 exons. Lineage: Eukaryota; Viridiplantae; Streptophyta; Magnoliopsida; Lamiales; Lamiaceae. Bases 1 to 498 code for a protein of 165 amino acids. The record is from RefSeq and is a predicted model, not a curated record.
AUGGAUAAAAUGUUAGGACUAGUUCGGAUUCGUAUCAAGAGAGGUCUUAAUCUCGCCGUGCGCGAUGUCCGAAGCAGCGAUCCUUAUGUCGUUGUCAGAAUGGGCACCCAGAGGAUGAAGACUCGAGUUAUCAGAAAGGAUGUAAAUCCUGAAUGGAAUGAGGACUUGACACUUUCUGUUACUAAUCCUGAGGAGCCAGUUUUCAUCGAAGUAUACGACCACGACACGUUCAGCAUGGACGACUCGAUGGGAAACGCGGAGCUUGACAUACAACCAUUCGUGGAGGCGUUGAAGAUACAACCGAGAGGGCUGCCGAACGGGACAAGAAUCAAGACAAUACAGCCUUCCCGGAGCAACUGCUUGGUGGAAGAGAGCAGUGUUGUUUGGAGGGAUGGAAAGAUUAUGCAAGACAUGUGCCUCAGGCUUAAAAAUGUUGAAUGUGGAGAGCUCCAAGUUCAACUCCAAUGGGUUGAUCUUCCUGGCUCUAGAGCUUUGUAGGCAUCUUCAUGAGUGCUGAAGCUACAUUGGUUUAUGAUUUUUUGUGUCAUCUUCCAUUCAUUAUUGUUGUUGUUGCUACUUCAAAAAUAAAAAUGUCAUGUUUUA